UGAGUUCCCCCCCAACACCUUCGUCUACUUUCACCUCUUUUUGCUUUGGUCAUUUGCAUACAUGAUUUCAACCCUCUUCUUUCUGAAAUUGGAAAGAAUCGGUUCUGCUGCUACUUUUUGCAGAUCAUAUUUCCUUAUAUAGAUGGAUGACGAAAUCAAAACAAAGCUUCUGCUACAAGAAGAACAAGAGGACGGUGACUUGAAACAGAGGAUAUGGGUCGAGUCGAAAAAAAUAUGGAGGGUUGCGUUGCCUACCGUUAUAUCUAGAGUUUGUGCAUUUGGAACCCUUGUCGUCACUCAAUCAUUUAUUGGACAUAUAAGUGAGACUGAUCUUGCUGGAUAUGCGCUUGUUCAAACGCUCAGUGUUCGAUUUGUUAAUGGAAUACUUUUGGGAAUGUCAAGCGCAACCGAAACCCUUUGCGGACAAGCAUUUGGAGCCGGACAAAACAAUAUGAUGGGCAUUUACUUGCAACGAUCAUGGAUCGUCGACUUGAUUACUUUGACCGUCUUGCUCCCGAUCUUCAUMUUUGGUACCCAAAUCUUCAAACUUGUYGGCGAGGAAGAACAGAUAGCAAAUAGUGGCGGAUACRUAUCGUUAUGGUUCAUYCCCUWCRUCUACAACUACRUCUUUAGCUUGACUAUCCAAAUGUUUCUACAAGCACAGUUAAAAAACAUGAUUAUCGCAUGGCUUUCGGCAUUUCAAUUUGCAAUCCAUAUACCUUUAUCGUUGCUUCUUGUGUAUAAAUUGAGCAUGGGGCUCGCGGGUGCGAUGAUUGCACUCUCGUUGUCUUCAUGGUUUCUUGUGAUUGGCGAAUUCAUAUACAUUUUUGGAGGGUGGUGUCCACAUUCAUGGAAAGGAUUCACACUUGCAGCAUUUAAGGACUUGUUACCUGUUGUCAAGCUCUCAAUUUCUUCUGGUGUGAUGCUAUGCUUGGAGUUAUGGUACUAUGCUAUUCUAGUCUUACUUGCUGGAUACAUGCCAGAUGCCAAGAUCGCGAUAUCUGCMUUCGCCAUUUGCUUGAACAUGAAUUCAUGGGAGYUCAUGAUAAGCCUUGGUUUCCUAGGUUCSGCAUGUGUUCGGGUGGCGAAUGAAUURGGGAGAGGAAAUGCGAAAGCARUAAAGUUUUCGAUAAAGGUGUUGCUGGGGACUUCCCUYGCGAUUGGCGUGUUCUUAUUUGUUCUYUGUUUGGCGUUCGGCAAUAAACUUGCAUACUUGUUUACAGACGAYGAAAGAGUUGCAGAUACRAUAUCAGAUCUUUCUUUGCUUCUCUCUUUUUCGAUUUUGUUCAAUAGCAUCUAUCCGGUACUCUCAGGAGUGGCAAUUGGAGCUGGUUUGCAGGGUGUCGUAGCAAUUGUUAACCUAGUUUGCUUUUACGUGAUUGGUAUCCCGUUGGGAGCUUUGCUUGGAUAUUUGACGACUCUUCAAGUUAAGGGUAUAUGGAUAGGAAUGAUUUUUGGCGUUCUAACACAAACAAUCACAAUUGGUUACAUAACGUGGAGAACAGAUUGGGAUGAUCAGGUCAAGAAGGCUUCUGAACGUCUCGAAAGAUUUUACUUGCACACAAAUGAAAAUCCCGAGCAAAUUUCUAACGGGUCGUAAUUGAGAGAAGCAACAUGGAUCCGUCUGUUCAAAUUUCUAACGGGUCGUACUUAAACAAACCUCUUUUGUCGCAUCGCAUAACGAGACAACACCCACUUAUCGCAUCAAACAAUAAAGUAACGCAUUUAUCGUAUUAUACAUAAACUUAUCACAUUAUAUAGAUAAAAUCAUAAUUUUCUCGCA
Molecule: messenger RNA, 1783 nt
Organism: Cynara cardunculus var. scolymus (artichoke)
Lineage: Eukaryota; Viridiplantae; Streptophyta; Magnoliopsida; Asterales; Asteraceae
Product: protein DETOXIFICATION 25-like
Exons: 9
Coding region: 143-1600 (485 amino acids)
Biological process (GO): xenobiotic detoxification by transmembrane export across the plasma membrane
Cellular component (GO): membrane
Molecular function (GO): xenobiotic transmembrane transporter activity; antiporter activity
Source: RefSeq, a predicted model, not a curated record